This is a messenger RNA of Balaenoptera ricei (Rice's whale), 1046 nucleotides long. RefSeq names its product small integral membrane protein 20 (gene SMIM20). Gene Ontology annotation, biological process: mitochondrial respiratory chain complex IV assembly. The record is from RefSeq and is a predicted model, not a curated record. The transcript has 3 exons. Lineage: Eukaryota; Metazoa; Chordata; Mammalia; Artiodactyla; Balaenopteridae. The coding region runs from base 112 to 315 and encodes 67 amino acids. Gene Ontology annotation, cellular component: mitochondrial inner membrane.
AAGCGAAAGCAACUCCUCCUCUUCCGAGCGGGGUCACGAUACCGCCGGCGGGAUCUGUGUUUCCGAGAGUGAGGGCUGCUCGGCGGGUCAGGGCGGCCACCGGCUGGAGCCAUGACCCCGAACCUGCGCACCGCGCUGAUUUUCGGCGGCUUCAUCUCCCUGAUCGGCGCCGCCUUCUACCCCAUCUACUUCCGGCCCCUAAUGCGGCUGGAGGAUUACCAGAAGGAACAAGCCAUAAAUCGAGCUGGUAUUGUCCAAGAAGAUGUGCAGCCCCCAGGGUUAAAAGUGUGGUCGGAUCCAUUUGGCAGGAAAUGAAAAGGCUAUCACCACCUCUGAAUAUGAAAGUAGACAGAGUCUUCAUGCUUUCAGUUCUGCAGCAAGUACAAUAAGUCACCUGGCUAAAGAACGAUGGCUGGAGAAGAAAACUCUAGAAGGCUGUAAAGAAGAGUACUGUGCACCAGGAUUAAUUCCCUUCUUAGUAUCAGAAGAACCCUGAAACAAAUCACACCAUUACGAAGGUUUUCAUGAUUUGGUUUCCUUUCUAAAAAUGAAGCUUUCUCGCCCAGCUGCAUUUGGAGGUGAUCUACUUAUUAUUCAGUCUCUACCUCUUACCCACUUGAGCUGUGAUAUGAAUACAAGCAACCAGUAGACUUGGGAAGAUCCUAGUCUGUUUUGCCAUCUUCCAAAUAAGACGUUUAGUGAAAAACCACCAUAUUGAGCAGCCUCAUAGGGCUCUUUGAAAAUGUUAAAGUUGAUAAAACUCUUUGAGGACAAGGUACAUUGUACUCUUUAAGAAUAAACGGUUCAACUCAACUGUCUCAUUGGGAGGGUUGCUGCAUGUUGAAAAAUAAAUAACUAUGAAGCAAACCAAACUAAAUGGGUAUGCAUGCCUAGUAGAAAUCAUGUUGAAUUAACUGAAAUGAAAAUGUGUAUAUUAAAAUGAUUUCUUUUUCCUUCACAAUGGUGUAAGAUUUUUUGUAAAUCCUUUUUUGUAAGCGCAUUAAAUGAUACCCAGAAGUAUUAUUUGACUAGAUUAUACUUGACUA